This is a messenger RNA of Aspergillus caelatus, 1409 nucleotides long. RefSeq lists its product as uncharacterized. The coding region runs from base 88 to 1107 and encodes 339 amino acids. The record is from RefSeq and is a predicted model, not a curated record. NCBI's taxonomy places the organism in Eukaryota, Fungi, Ascomycota, Eurotiomycetes, Eurotiales, Aspergillaceae. The transcript has a single exon.
CUCUUGUUGUCUUCUGUUCUCCUUUAAUAUCCUGUGAACCUUCGUCUACGCUAGUAAUAGUCGAUUUUAAAUUACAUCAAGCCCCGAAUGUCUACUUCGACAUUCCCGACCAUGUCCCUUGACUUGGUCGGCAUCAUUUUCCUGGCCGAUCUCUCGCUCAUCGCGCAGCGAACUGCCCUCACAGGCGGCUCCACAUUCCUGGAUAUAUUUGUCCUCUGCCCCGGACUGCAUCACCAGCAGGAUGCCGGUAAUGUUCACGGCGGAGAAUACCCGGCUGUAGCUGCAAUGACAACAGGCUACGUGUUUCGCGUCGAGAAUCCAGCAACAGUUAAUUUCUUACAAAGGGUUGGUCGCACGGGCCAACUGACUACACUUUCCGUUACCAAUAUCCGCAAUUCUAAGCAAGGGUGGCUUUCUGAUUUUAUGUCCUCUAUCGACAGUUCCAUGUCACCCGGAACUGUCACGGCAUACCUCCUCGCAGUUGGCAGCACAAUCGCCGUCUCAUACCUUCUCAUCCUCACCGAAGACUGGUGGGGCCUUCUAGUACUCGCCGUUCUAAUGUUUACCCGAUUCAUCAAUGUGCUCUUGAUUCAGUCUCGCAGUCGCGCCGGCUGGAGUGGAGCCUCUGAACCGGGCGUAGUUGGAGACCUCCUAGUUCUUCUGAGCCAGGACCGCUGGGUCCGGAUCACGGGAUACGUGGAUGAUCUCAAAGCUGUGACUUCCGGAGAAUGGCUCCGUGAUAUGACGUGGGUUGAAAGUGCAUUGUCCGGUUUUACAACUUUAUUAAUCUACUUCAAUGUUGCCUUAGCAAGCAAUGCAAAGUUGUUUGGGCAAUUCCUGCUGCUGUUGCUUUUGGUUGGAGCGGCCGGUCUGCUAGGACUGGUGAAUAUGUUAACGCAGGGACUCCAAAUGCAUGGCAACUUGAUCACUGUUAACGGUCCACGAAGGAAAUACCGAAGAAGACUGGACAUGGCAGAGGCCUUGAUCAAGGAAACAGGAAGAGAUGAUUGGGCUGUGCGCUUGGGAAUGAUCAAUCCUUCUCAAGCGUCAGGUGCAAAGAGUGGUUCGACUGAAAAUGCUGCGUUCAGUGAAACGCUUACGAUGUGAUCUUAAGUUGGGCUGGGGCUGCGUGUGCUUAGCAUUCACUUCUCACCUCUCAUUACAAGAAUGACUGUAUGGGUCACUUGUAAAUGAUGGAUGGGCAUGCGUUCCAUAUAGGUCUCGUGGAAGUUUGUUCGUGGAUGUUAUUGAUGUGUGUUUUUCGCCGACCCCCCACUGGUGCCUGUUUAUGGUUCGAGACACUAGAUCGAGUAUAUAGUUCUCACCCAUGUCAAUAACAACAUAGCGGUAAAUCUGUAUGAGGAAGGCGAUCUUCAUGUAUUGGCACCUUAAAUAGUAAUAUAUAUCUA